Messenger RNA from Vitrella brassicaformis, 4596 nucleotides. NCBI's taxonomy places the organism in Eukaryota, Vitrellaceae. The record is from the annotation of a GenBank genome assembly.
CGAAGGGCGACGCUGCGCUGAGGAGUGCUGCAGCUAUAGAGUGGUGGGUUCGCUGAGCGAAGAAAUUGAGUUGCGUUAGUUUUCUUUCGAUGGCGAGUGAGGGUGUGCGUCUGAAUGACUUCCCGUCCGAUGUGACGGCGUGGCUGCUGUCGUUCCUCUGCAAUAUCGACCUGGGAUACGCCUGCAGAGUCUGCAGGUCCCUUCCCCGAGAAAACACACAGCGCACAGAGGCCAUGGGAGUGACGUGACUGUCUUGUUGGUUUGUUUGUUUGCAGGGCGUGGUGCCGCGAUGCCGCCCUCGUCUUCCGAGGCAAAACCAAACUCGACCUGCGAUGUGAGCCAGCUAAGGGAGGAGGGCGUGGGGUGGGAACGACUUGUCACUGUUUGGUUUGUGUGCGUGUGGGGUGUGUCUGUGUGUCCGUGUGUCCGUAUGUGUGGUGUCUUAUGCAGCGCGGGUCAUGCCGAGGGACCUGGAGCUCGGUAAACUGCUCGACAGAUGGUCAGAAUGACGAACGAGGUCUAUCGCGCGUGACUCUUGCCAAGGAAGCUAUGUCUGUUUGUGUGCAGUCCUCGCGCCAGUGACAUAGAGGUAGACUGCAACCGUGCGACAGAGCUGGGCGCGAUGUGUCUUGACCGGCCGGCCGUCCGCCGCCUCACGCUCGCGGGGCUGGACCACCAGAGGGACACCUUCCUCUCAGGUACAAAUGAACGCCGCACACGAACGAACUUGAUAAUAGGCCAGCUGAGCUAUAUGUGUGGGUCCCUGUUGGGCGUUGGGUGUGUGGUGUGAUGUGGGCAAUCCAGCCCUGUCUGUGUGCGGGGGGCACCUGACGUACCUCUCGAUGACGUACUUUGGGGACCACUUCACGAGAAAGUCAGUGCGUGAGCCGAGAGAGCCCUACACCCAUUGCACUGCCAGCCAGGCUUGCGUGCCGCGUGUCGUGUCGUGGGGUGGGCUCGGCGGUUCGGCCUGCCGCCCGUCCGUCCAGCACUGUCAAGGUGGCCCGAGACCGAUCUUGUUGCCAUGCCAUCGACGUCUGUUUUAUAUGGCCGGCCGGAUAAUGGCGUGGCGCGUCGGGCUGGGUCGGGUCGGGCGGGGCCCUGUCUUCUGGUGUGGCAGGUAAUGCCUGACUGACUGACUCGGGGACAGAGCGGUAACUGUUCACCGACCUUAAGAGGGAGGCAUAAGGAGGGCGCCGUGACAACACAUGUCAGGUCACACACACACACUAUUAUCUCUAUUUACGACACACGACACAAUGGCUGCCUGCCUGCGAUGGAUGGAUGGAUGGAUGGAUCCCUGCAUAGAUAAUCUCCUUCUUCACAACAACUUAAUUGACCUUCUUCUCUGGGGGCGGUGGUCCUCCCUCUUGUGUCUGUGUAUAUGUCAGGUCGUUGUCUCGGCUGGGUGAGUCGCUGACGCGUCUCGAGUCGCUGUCCGUUGAGUUCGGCUUCAAGGCACCCUCCACAGCCAUCGUCACAGCCGCCGUCAAAACAGCAUACCCCACACUCAGACAGUGAGCGGCAUGGCCGACACACUGACUGGCGGACGGACGGACGGACGGACAGACCAAUCUAUCUAUCCCUGUUUGUUUGUUUGUCUUGCGUGUCUGUCAGGUUGACGGUGACGGACAUCGACCGCCCGUGUCUGCAGCUGAUCGCCUCUCACCUGUCGCGUGCACUUGAGGGGCUAUCAUACACGCGGACAUCACUCAACGGCAUGCCCAUCGACGAUGAGCUCCUCCAGGUACAACAAACACGCAACACUGCCACAACCACCGCCCCUCUCUCUCUCCCUCUCCCUGUGUGUGUCAGUAUAUUGCUCUCCGUUUCCGCAACUUGAGCACGUUGAAGCUCAUCGACAACGUACAGCCGACAGUGCUCAUCGAGGCGCACCAGGCUGCGGCAGACAAUGCCGAGCAGGGUGCUUGUGAAGGGAGCGGUGUGGGCGGUGGGGCGGCUGGCAGCGCGGGCAGCAGCCGUCGAGGCAGACGGCGGCAGGCCGCAGCCAGACGGGCGGCGGCGUGCGCGGCCAAUGGGGGAAACCCGGCUAAUGCCAGGCGGCAUUUCAAUGUGAGACACACACAUACCAUAUAUGUCAUGGGGGAAGGAAGGGGGACACAGGAACGGAUAGAUGUGAUGUGUCUUGUCUGUCUGUCUGUCUGUCUGUCUGUGUGUGUCAGUUCCCUCCGUUGGUGACCGCCGGCGGUCUGUCUCACCUGAAGCGUCUGUUCGGGAAGCUGCGGGUGCUGCAUCUGUGCAGGGGAUUCUCGCUCCCCUUCACACACACCACCGACGUCGACCUCAUGCAAACCUUUGCUGGCCUCCCAAGCAGCAUGGAAGAGCUGCAGCUGGACGGGUGGGUAGGGUAUCUCAUGGAAUCAUAUCGUCAAUCAACAAGCCAAACCACCACACCGUUGGCUGUGUGUGUGAUGUGUUCGUUCAGCUUCACCAAUUUGAGCGAUGCCUGUCUGCAUGAGGCCCUCUUCACAUCAGCGGCGCCCCCACGCUCAUCGCGUCCCUCAGUCACACCCAGAGGCAGCCAGCCACCAAUCCCCAUCUCGAUAACCACCACCACCACCACUACCACCAGCAGCUCAAGUGCGGCAGCAUCGGGGUCGUCUGGUCGGCUACGUGUAGCGGCUGUCGGCAGCGGCCCUGCUGCCGGUCUGCGGCGUCUGUCGUUAGAGAACACUGCUGUGAGUGAUGUGGCGCUCUUCUCCAUCUCUACUAUACUGGUAUCUAUCACCCACCACAUGGCAGGCACAGCGACUCACUCAACUGGGGGAGAGGGGUAGGAUAGGAUGCAUCUAUCUCUUAUCUGUUUGUUUGUUUGUGUGUGCGUGUGUAGGGAAGUCAGCUGGAGUGGCUGUCGCUGAAGCGUUGCAAGGGCGUCAGCGAGGCGGGGCUCGCUACACUCGCUGAGCACUGCCCCGUAGGAACAAACAACACCUGACCUGAUGCACUCCCAGGACAAUGGAACGAACAAGUACGUGUGUGUGUGUGUGUGUGGCCAUGCAGGAGUUGGUGUCGUUGAAUCUGGGUUCGUGUUCUGGUGUGAAUGACAUGAGUGUGGUGGGGCUGUUUGACAGCUGCCGCAAGAUCACCAGCCUCGUGCUCAACGACGCCAAGUAAGUGUAAAGAUCACAUCACACACACUCAGACACACAAAUGAGUUCUUCCAUCCAUCCAUCCAUCUACAGGACAUCUCAUCGUAUGUGUGUGUGUAGGAUAACGGACAGGAGUCUGCGUGCCGUCGGGGAGUAUUUGGGCGACUCGCUCACAGAGCUGGCACUCCACAGAUGUGACAACAUCACCAACGCAGGUAACUAACAUCACCCCCUUCUCACACACACACACACACAAAUGGUCCCCCCGCCGAGUUGUGUGUGUCAAAUAUAAUUCAGGUUUGGAUGCGUUGAGCCGCGGCUGUCCGCAGUUGGUGCUGCUGUCGCUGAGUAUGUGCAACCACAUCAGCGACUACGGCAUCAAACAAAUCGCACAGCGCUGCACCUUCCUUCAGAAACUCAGACUCGACGGCACCCGAAUCGUGAGCACACAAGAGGGUGUGGUGUCUGUGAAACGAAUGUCCGUCGCUGUUGUGUUGUUGUGUGUGUGUUGCAGUCGAAUUCUGCGGUCCGGAGCUGUUGCGAGCAUCUCAAGAGGCUCCGGCAGCUGCACCUGCACAAGUGAGCAAGAGAGACUCUUUCCCAACACCUCCCCCUGUCUCUCCAUCCCUCUAUGUGUGUGUGUGUGUAUGCCUUGCCUGUGCUGUGCAGGUGUUGGAGUGUGAGCGGUGCUGUGCUGGUAGAGUUCACCGACGACAGGCUGCCCUUCCUCAAAGUGGUCGAAAUCCUCAGACACAAAGUUGAGGAAACCCAAAUACAUAACUUCACGUACGCAGCACAGCACAGCAACACACACACAACGUUGCUUGACACUUCCGCACAAGCCAGCCAUGGCGUAACACACCGCAUCACCGAUCAUCAUGUGUGUGGUGUUGGUUGCGUGCAGGCGUCAGAUGCGGCCAGAGGUUGCUUUGGUGCUGCAUGACGCCUACCAGGGCUGGUCCAAGAUCGCCAUGGGCGCCAAGGGAUCCGCCAGCUCAGCGAGCAGUUCAGCCAGCAGCAGCUCGGCGGCGGGUUAGUGUGGGGUGUUUUCUUGUAGUAGGCGUCCGUACGAUUGAGGGACACACACAUACACACAUGCACACACACACACACGUCUAGCCAGCCAUCUGUCUGUCGACCCGCUUUGUCUCCUGCUCACUGUUGUCGUAUGUAUCUGGUGUGGUUGAUUACACACACACAGAGUGGUUGGGUUGAUUGAGUGUGAGUGUAUUGUAGAAGCCGUUCCGUAGCCCGACUUGCUUCCUUACCCAUCCAUGUUGUGUUGCCCACCCCCUCAUCCAUCCCAUCCAUCUUCCGUGUGUAGUCGUCGGAUGGAUGCUACUUGAAAGAGUAGCUACCCAGCCAGCCAGCCAGCCAGUGUGUGUACCAUAGAAUGACCGCCUUGCUUGGUUGUUAAGACAAUGCAUGCCACGGUGCCUGCCUGUAUGUGCUGUCGUGUGCACCUUUGAAGCUCCGUUCAAUUAUC